CAUGACCUGGCUUAGUGAAAAUCUUGUCUUUGAGCUGUAGACCACUCAAUGGCCCCACUCCUUACAGCUCAAAAAGCAUAUGCCGCGCAGCUCGAUGUCAAAGGCAAAGGCAAACGAAAAGCGGAUGAUAUCAAUGUCGACAGUGACGACGUCCAGCAACCUAAACAGAAGAGGAACAAACAACGCGUCUUGCUACUCUCCUCUCGGGGUAUCACCCACCGCAUGAGACAUCUCAUGAACGAUCUUGAGACUCUGCUACCUCAUGUAAAGAAAGAUUCCAAGCUUGAUUCGAAGUCACAGCUACAUCUCCUGCCUGAGAUAGCAGACCUGAACAAUUGCAAUAACACUCUCUACUUCGAGGCAAGGAGACAUGAAGACUUGUACAUGUGGGCUACGAAAACACCAAAUGGACCCAGCAUAAAAUUGCACGUUCAAAACGUGCAUACGAUGGACGAGCUGAAAAUGACCGGAAACUGUCUAAAAGGAAGCAGAGGAAUUCUCAGCUUUGACAAAGCGUUUGAUGAAACAGAGUGGGGAAAGCUCACCAAAGAGGUUUUCACGCAUAUCUUUGGCGUUCCCCCACUAGCUCGAAAAGCCAAACCGUUCAUUGACCAUGUUUUAACCUUUUCUAUUCUCGAUAACAAAAUCUGGUUCCGGAAUUUCCAGAUAAUGGAAAAGGAUCCAUUACAGCCAAACGGCCCGCCCCAAACAUCUCUCGUUGAGAUUGGCCCCCGAUUUGUGCUGACGCCCAUCCGUAUCUUCGAAGGAGCCUUUGGUGGCGCAACCGUUUAUUCCAAUCCUGAAUUUGUUACGCCUGCUUCCGUGCGCUCAGUAAUCAGGCAUGCCAGAGGUGACAAGUACCGUCAACGGAAAGAAGCUCAGGAGGAGACAUCGAAGAGAAAAGUGCUUCGUAAGAGGGACGAAGAUACACUGGCAGUAUCCAAGGUGUUCGCAUAGACGCCUACGCGUGUCAUUAACGUGCAAUCGUGCCGAGCGGUAAGCACACCAACUUGGCGUGCUUAUAUGGUAUCUCUGGAUGAUUAUCUACGUGCUUUUGUAGCGUUACACACGUUUUCUCGCCUUUGCGACGACCUGUAUCCAUCUGCUCAACGUUUACGUGACAGACGUAUCUGUUCUUCCUGCUUUUGGAGCAUUUUCUUUAUACGGCUUGCUUUGUGCUCGCUAGCGCUGUAGCGCUUCUCCAUUGUCUCGCGCUUCGAGAGGUG
Molecule: messenger RNA, 1226 nt
Organism: Suillus subalutaceus
Lineage: Eukaryota; Fungi; Basidiomycota; Agaricomycetes; Boletales; Suillaceae
Product: Brix domain-containing protein
Exons: 5
Coding region: 49-957 (302 amino acids)
Biological process (GO): ribosomal large subunit assembly; rRNA processing
Cellular component (GO): nucleolus
Molecular function (GO): rRNA binding
Source: RefSeq, a predicted model, not a curated record